UCUGCUCUCAGCCGCUGUCUUUCAGCGAAGCUGCUCCGAUCAGUUUGUUGUCUGGUUGUGAGUGAAACUUCAAAAUCCUCUUUAAAAUUAGACUGAACACAACACCAUGCAUAUUGUCUCAAUUUUUAUGUUAAUGUUGAGAAGCGGGAUUUGUUACAAAUCUCAAGAAGUUCUGUGUGGAUUUGACGUGUCUUUGCGAUGUGAUGUCCCUGUCCUGUCUGAAACCUCAACAUUGCAGUGGGAGAAAGACGGACAACAAACAUCCAACACCACACUGAUGUACAACAACUCUGCCUACAUCAUCUUACACACCGUUGAUGAGCACAGUGAAGGGAAAUAUUACUGCAGAUUGAUGGAAGAUGAAAGAGUAAAAACUGUUAGGAAUCACACGCUUACAGUCACUUCACAUUCAUAUAAUGGAAAUAACCCUAACAAGAACCCUAACAAUCGCACCAUCUACAGACAAAGCUCUAAUAAUAAUGAUGUGUCACUGAUCUGCAAGUCUAUAAAGGACUACCACAGGUUAAAGUGGACGUGGGAGUCGAGGACUAAAUCACAGAUUGAUCUGGUAGCCAUUGAAAAAGGAAAAGAAGUUCAAGUAAAAGGACCAAUUAAACCAGGAAGAAAUUCUUCUACAACAUACGAUGGUCAUUUUUUUAUUUUUCACAUCUCACCUGUGAACUUCAAUCAUAGUGGAACAUACAGGUGUAUUACGAAUGAUCAAAACAAUAAUCCUUACACAACCACAAUACUACGUACUAUCAGAGUCUCAGUGGAGUUCCCUGAUGGUGUGUUGAGGAAUCAGUCAGUGGUUCUUACCUGUGAGCUUUCUGAAGUAACUGGUUCAGUGACGCUGGUCUGGCUCAGAAUGGAGGGAAACAGAGGAGUUCUGGUUGAACAGCAAAUUAUGACCGAGAAAAACAAGAAGUUACAGCUCACAGUGAAUCUAUCCAGCUAUGAAACAGACUUGCUGCACUGGCAGUGUGCAGUUUUUACUGAGAAUACACUCCGAGGUCUGGCCCCUGUUACAAUCAGUUUUACCUCAUCAACUGCAAAUGCUCCAACAGAAACCUCAACUGUAACAAACCAAGAAGACACCAUGACACAAGACAGUCAUCUACACAUUGCGAUCAUUGUGGCUUGUGCUGUCACUAUCAUUGUGCUGAUUCUGUUGGGACUUCUAGUUUUUAAAUGUCAGCGAAAAACAGAUGAAGGGUGCAUCGCUGGGUUAAAAUCACAGGAAGAUGAGGACAUCCAUUAUGCUUCAGUGACAGUAGCAGGAUCUAGUCAGGGUGAGACAGGAUGGAAGUUUACAUUAACCUCUGUGUGUUCUUUACAGUUAGAAAUGUAUUUUAAAUAUAUGACGAUGAAUGUUUUUCCAGGAACUGACAGAUUAAAAACCAAACAUGCAAAUCCAGAGGUGCUGGACAGAGAAUCUGCAGUCAUCUACUCAGAUAUUAAAACAAAGUGAGCUUUGCCACUGGGAGCUGCAUAUAUAUAUUUUUCAAAGUUUAUUACUGAAUUAUUGGAAUGGAAAAACAGAAUGAGUCUUGUAUUAAUAAUAGCUUGUUAAAGCGUAAGACUAAUGAACCAUGUUCUGUGCUCAAGUACGUUGUGUGCUUUGUGAAUGCAAGGGGUCUUUGGGUUUCACUUGCAUUGAAAACACAAAUGCAACACCAACAUGUGUAUAAUUAGAUCAAUAUGCUCACAUGCCAGAAUGAAAACUCAUUGUGGUUUCAUGACACACAAAUGUGUUAAAAGUAGCACAGCAUUUCCUGGAAUGGAAGAAGCCAAGAUGAUUAAGCUUUGAAAAAAAAAUGUUCAAACUAACCAAACAUCAGAAUGAAAAAAUAUAUAUAUAAAAUUGCAAGCAUUGUGUACAGUGAAAUAUAAAAUGAGAUGUUAAAAUUGCUGAAUAGCCUAUGUGCAAUGAUGCAUAUAGACAGUCAUUUAGUGCAAACUUUGAGAUCUGAGAUUUUGUCGGGCUUAAAGAAAUAUAACAACAACAAUAAUCAUGAAAGAAACAACAACAAUAAUAAAUGUUAUAAAAUGUUAAUACCGCUUGUAUAACUAUAAUAAUCUCAAGCCAGAACAAAGAACACAUGAACAUUAAAAUUAGUUUCAAACACCUAGUUCAAAAUUUACAUCAGUUAUUGUUGUUAAAGUUAUUAUUGUUAUUAUGAAUUCAUUACGUUUUAUUCUGGUUAAAUUCUAUUUUAAUUUCAUGCAAUUUAUUAAAUAAAAUUAACAUUGGCAAAUAAAUAGAUAAAUGCUUCUACUAUGCUUUUAAUGACCAAAGAAAAAUCCUGAAAAAAUAUGAUUUUCACAAAAAUAUUAAACAGCAAAAUGGUUUUCAAUAUAAUAAUAAUAAUAAUAAUAAUAAUAAUAAUAAUACGAAUAAUAAGAAAUUAUUUAAUUUUAGAAUUUAUUAAUUGAUUAAUUUUUAACCUGCAUUUGAAUUCUGAAGGAUCAUGUGACACUGAAGACUGGAGCAAUGACUGUUAAAAGUUCAGCUUUGCCAUCACAGGAAUAAAUUACAUUUUUAAAUAUAUUCAAAUAGAAAAAAGUCAUUUUAUUUUCUGUAUUAAACAAUAUUUCACAAUAUUACUAUUUUAUUGUAUUUUUGAUCAAAUAAAUGCUGCCUUUGUGAGCUUAAGUGACUUCUAAAAACAUAAAUUUUCUUUUGAAUGGUAGUGUAUUUGGACAUUUUAUAGCACUUUUCACUAUACAUAUAAUUCUAAACACCAAAAAAAAAAAAAAUUACUUGUAAGUCAGAACAUUAUCCAGGUACUUUGUAUAAUUUGUUGGACAUUUUAUGGACUAAAGUGCAAAACUGAAAAUACAGGUUAAAAAAAUAUAUAUAUAUAUAUAUAUGGAAAAUUCCUUAAUACUACAGUACACAGUGCAGAUUUUUUAUUAUUAUUAUUAUUAUUUUUUAAGAUAUAUGUAGCAUAGCUUUACAAAGACUUUGUAGAUUUGCAUAUGCCUACAAAUAAACUAAAAAAAAAAAAAAAAAAAAAAAAA
This is a messenger RNA of Labeo rohita (rohu), 3024 nucleotides long. RefSeq lists its product as uncharacterized. The record is from RefSeq and is a predicted model, not a curated record. Gene Ontology annotation, cellular component: external side of plasma membrane. Bases 107 to 1471 code for a protein of 454 amino acids. The transcript is spliced from 8 exons. Gene Ontology annotation, biological process: negative regulation of T cell proliferation; cellular response to lipopolysaccharide; T cell costimulation. NCBI's taxonomy places the organism in Eukaryota, Metazoa, Chordata, Actinopteri, Cypriniformes, Cyprinidae.